UAUAUGAGGCCUAUGUUACAGGCUGUCAUUACGCAUGAGGCCACUAUCAAGCCCUCUAUAUAGCCUCAUAGCCUCUCUCUCUUGCUUUCUGCUCUCCAAUAUGUUGAUGAAUCAUUUCCUCGUUUUGUUUAGAUUGUAACUCCACGCCAUUACAACAAUUCCAUCAACAAAGAGAAAGUCGUGAACAGCCAAUAGGGUCGAGGGGUUGAAAACGAGCCAAUCACGAUGGAAUCCACUCGCACCCAAAUUCUUCAUAGGGAUGGUGAUCUGGCUCAAGCCUGGAAGAAAACCGUGGAGCGGACCAGAGUGACAGACCACGUCAGAACAACGUGUGUAUUUAUCGUUGGGAUAUCUCUCUCUCUGUUCCGCGGUACAUUGAGCAACAAUUAAACAGAUUGUCAGCGGUGUCUGUCAGUGCUGUUUUACAGACAAGUUCAUCAGUUCAGAGCGCACUGACUAGAGACAAACUGCAAUAAGGAGUAGAUGUUGAAAGGAAUCUUUUCUGGAGUUGCCUGCCUGCAUUGAAGGCGCACAAUGUGGAACAUCAUUCCAUAGGGAUUUUAAUGACAGAUAUAUUAUUUCAUUUCAGACUUUAUUGACUGUAGUGAACUAACCGCCGCGUGAGCCAGAACCUUGGAGAUAGGACGGUAGGCACGAGGCACCGGGAGACAGGCAACAGACAUGAUGACGGAUAUCACCGGUGCAGAGUUUGAGAUCGACGUGGAGAGUCUGGAGACCGAAAGUGACGACCAGGACCUGCCGGACUACAGCUCCUCUCUGUCCUGCGCAGGAGACAACGAGCCGCGGGCCAAGGGAGAUGACAAUCCGGGCACCACCAGCCAGGGGUCCGGUGAACAGCGGAAGCUAAGCCGGACGCCGAAGUGUGCCCGCUGCAGAAACCACGGAGUGGUGUCUUGUCUGAAGGGGCAUAAGCGGUUCUGCCGCUGGAGGGACUGCCAGUGUGCCAACUGUCUUCUGGUGGUGGAGAGACAGCGGGUCAUGGCGGCUCAGGUGGCACUACGGAGACAACAAGCUACAGAGGAUAAAAAGGGAAUUUGUGGGAAGCAGAUUCCAGCAGAGAGAAGAGCUAUUUACCAGAGACACAUCAGACCAUCAACGAUGCUGGCUAAGAGCAUUCUGGAAGGAUACCGUCCGGUGCAGGGUGACCCGUACCUGGGGGCCAGCCCGUCCCUCCCGCCCCCCCUCAGCGACAGGAUGAGGAAGAGGAGAGCGUUUGCUGACAAAGAGCUGGAGAGGAUCAUGCUGGAGAGAGAGUACAAGGAGAGAGAGCUGCUAGGACCCUCACAGGCUGCUACAGCCUCUCUGCUCUUCCCCAACAGUCUGGUCCGGCAUGCUGCAGAGUACAAAUCCUACAAGACAGCCCCUGAGGAGCCUCAGCACAACAACAAGGAACUCUGUCGCUUCCUGUCACCCAGCUGUGUGGACCUCUCCCUGAAAUAUGCCGCCAGCCCCAGCAACAUGGAGCUCAUCUCCUCCAAUGUCUCCGUGGCGACCACCUACCGCCAGUACCCUCUGACCUCACAGCUGACCUCUCAGCGAGGGUUCAUGGUGUGGCCACGUGGCCCCUCUCUCCUGUACCAGCAGUGCCUGCGCAAUGCCACGGCCAUCCAGAACAUGAAGCCAGGUGCAGUCUGGGAUCCCAGGACGAUGGCCACUGCCGCAGAAAGCCUCCCACCCGACCACGACGCCACGGCAACCACUGCCGUCACUGCCGCAAAGGUAGAGGGGUCGAGGGUCGCUGUGGGCCUCCCCGAAGGUUUUGACCCCCAGCAGCAGGACGGCCACGCCCAGUCCCAGGCCCCUCUCACCCAGGGGGGGCACCUCAAACGAUCAGCCUUCUCUCCCCCGAAGAGAGGCUUCGGACAGGCCUUCCCUCCAAGUACAUCUCACCCCCAGCCUCACCCUCACCACCCCAGCCACGAACAUGUCCUGAACAAGCUGAGCAAGGACAGCGCCAAACACACGCUAUCCAUGAAGCUCAACUCUUUUCACUCACUCAUCCAGCAGACACUGAGUGAGAAGGCUAGGGCCGGGACUGGAGAGAGAGAGAGGGCUAGGGUAGAGGUAGGAGCUGGGGCUGGGGAGAGAGCUGGGACCGGGGUCGAGCUCCGGGGCCCCUACUGUAACGAACUGCUGGAGGAUGCAGCCAGAAAGUACCGUGAAGGACCUUCUAAGGACUUCUACAGUUUCAAAGGCUCUAAUAGAUACAGCAAGGAGUUCCUGUCUAAGUCAGCCGGGACGAAGGUCGUGUCCAGCCAGUCUCUAUCCUUCUCUGUGGAGGCCAUUUUGAAUAGGCCAUCACCGGCUAUGAACAGAGCAUCACACUAACUGUAUGAACAG
Messenger RNA from Oncorhynchus keta (chum salmon), 2361 nucleotides. Its product is annotated as doublesex- and mab-3-related transcription factor 2-like. Gene Ontology annotation, cellular component: nucleus. The record is from RefSeq and is a predicted model, not a curated record. Gene Ontology annotation, biological process: sex differentiation; regulation of transcription by RNA polymerase II. The transcript has 4 exons. The coding region runs from base 682 to 2349 and encodes 555 amino acids. Gene Ontology annotation, molecular function: DNA-binding transcription factor activity, RNA polymerase II-specific; RNA polymerase II cis-regulatory region sequence-specific DNA binding. NCBI's taxonomy places the organism in Eukaryota, Metazoa, Chordata, Actinopteri, Salmoniformes, Salmonidae.